This is a messenger RNA of Macrosiphum euphorbiae (potato aphid), 471 nucleotides long. The record is from the annotation of a GenBank genome assembly. NCBI's taxonomy places the organism in Eukaryota, Metazoa, Arthropoda, Insecta, Hemiptera, Aphididae.
AUGUGUAAGUUAAAAGUUAUAGAAAAAUGUAAAGAGGCUAGUGAGUGGCAAAGUCCAAUAAUAAUAGUAGAAAAACCUAAUAAAAGUAUGAGAGUAUGCUUGGAUCCGAGGGAGCUCAACAAGAAUAUUAUCAGAGAAACGUUUCAAAUACCAACCCUGGGAGAAAUAAAAUUAGAUUUAUGUAAUAAGAAAAUAUUUACUUUAUUGGAUUUAAAAGAUGGUUUUCACCAGUGUAAAUUAGAAAAAAAUUCCCAAAAUUAUUGCUGUUUUAGUACUCCUUUUGGCUCUUAUAAGUACCUAAGAUUACCUUUUGGAUUAGCGUCAGCGCCUGACAAAUUUCAAGAACUAACUUUUAAAUAUUUUGGUAAUAUAAAAAAUGUUAAUGUUUAUUUUGAUGACAUACUUAUCUCAGGAGCCACAAAAGAGGAACAUGAUAAUGCGUUGAAUAUAGUUUUAAGUAAGGCAAGAUAA